UUCGCAGUCGCUUUUACAGUGCUGCGCUAUAAUGCGCAGCGCGGCCGCGUAAUGAAUGCGCGCGCGGCUGUGGUGCAGCGAACUGGGCCGUAGUAGGCUAGGUUUUUGGGAAUUUGCGCGGCGUCCGCCGGCUUCGUUGCCGAAGUCCUGGUCGCAGCGAUCCCUGGCCGACGUAUGCAACGCGUUGCGCGUCGCUUGAACCGGGGACAAGCGAGUCUGCAGUCGUUCACAGGGGCAGAGCUGCAGGACCUGGGCGAUGCAGCCAGCGUUCAGCAGCGGUAAUUGCUCACACCGCGUGCCUAUCGGUGCGACACGGGGGCGAUUGAGCAUUGCACUCUGACCCAGAACUGACUGCGCGCGCAACCUCGCUGCAACGCGCUGCGCAGGAAGCAAAACAGCUCUCCCUGAACAGAGAGCAAGCAGCGGACGCCAUCGACGCACAAAGCCAUGGCCAAGAAGCGCCCCCAGUCCAAGGGCGGCAACACGCAGCAAAAGAAACAAAAAAAGGCCCCGACCGGCCAGCGCCCUAGUCUGGCGCCGCGCGCGACCGGCGUCGUCACCACCGGCAAGGCCAAGCGUAAAAAGAAGGACGACAAGCCCCCGCCGGCGCAAGGUAGGAAAGCGCUCGUCGUGAAGCCCGCGCGCGGCGUCGCCGUCGCCGAGACCGUGCAAUUGUGGAACGUCUUUCGCAAGAAGGCUAUAGACGAAGCCACGCGGAAGAAGACCGUCGACGCGGCUCUGUCGGCGCUGACGGGCAAGCUCUACGAGGCUUCUCUCAAACACGACUCGGCUCGAGUUGUCCAGGCGCUGCACAAGUUCGGCGAUAGUAAUCAAAGAGCGAAGAUCGAGGCCGAGCUCGUCCCACGCUUGGGGGAACUGGCCAUCCGCCCCUACGCUAGACAUGUGGCUUUGGCAUUAGUGAAAAGGGCGGCUGAUUCAUCUCAGAGAUCUGCAAGGUGCCGCGCCGUGCGGGGCAAGUUCCGGCAGAUCGCGGUCCACGCCGUGGGCGCCAAGGUCGCCGACGCGCUGCUGCAGACGGCGCCGAAGCGGGACGCUAUUUCAUUGAGACGCGAGCUCUACGCCGUGCCCGACGCCGAUCUCCUGAAGGCCGAGACGUUAUCAGGCAUAUUGAACGAGGUCGAGGAGCGGCGGCGCGCGCCUAUUUUGUUGGGUGUCGACGCCACGCUCUCAAAGCUCUGCGACAAGGGCCUCGCGCAUUAUGCUUUUGCCCACGAUCUACUAUUUGAGAGGUGCUCGUCUCUACAUAAUCUAAGGGAACUCGCGUCGAGGACGGCCGAAGCGCACCCCCACUUCGUGUCCACGCGCAGCGGCGCGCGCGCGUCCUCCAUACUAGCCACGGCGGCCGACGCCAAGACGCGCAAGGGAUUACUCAAAAAGUGCUGGCGGAGCCGCGCGGCACAAGCAUCACUACAUGCAAGGGCCCACGUCGCGCUCAUUCGCUUUUUAGAUGUCGUCGACGACACGAAGCAGACCGGCUCCCUAAUUAGUGGAGAGCUCGGGCCCGCGUGCGCGGAACUGGCUCUGGAUGUGUGCGGCGCCCAAGUUUUAUUAUCGCUGCUCGUGGACGCUUCGUCCAAGUACUUGUCGGCGGACGUCAAGGAUGUAUUAAGGGAGGAUCCGUCCUCUGUCACGAUAGAGGGCGCGCCGGCGUCGCGGAAACCUAGGGCUCAAAGAAGAGGCGAGCUCGCCGCGCACGUCGCGCCGGGCCUCAAAAAAGCGUUAGAGACGCGCGCGCCGGUGUUACUCGCGUCGCGCAGCGCGGCGCCCGUCGUCAUUGCGGCUCUCUCCGUGAAGCCUUUGAUUGGUGACGCGGAGCUGGUCGAGCGCGUCGCGCGAGCGUGCCUCGCGCCGGCCGCCGCUUUCAGCGUUCCGGAUGAUGAUGUGGAGGCGAAGAACCCGCACUUCGGCGGCGGUCGCGGCGCCGCGUCGACUUUGCCUUCGCCUAUCGUUCUCCGUCCGAAACCCGCCUCGCUCACCGGUCGACGUCCGCAGGCGACGAGGACGACGACGAGGACGACGAGGACGCCUCGGCGGGCUCCGGCGGCGGCGACGAGGACGGCUCCGGCAGCGACGACGAGGAAGAGGACUCCGACUCGGACGACUCCUCCGAGGACGCGCGCGGCGCCUUCUUCGAGAAGAGCGACGACGACGACAGCUCCGCCGGUGAUGUUGCGGCGGCGGCCGACGCCACCGGGGACUGGGGCGUCGCAGACUCAUCAAUACCGCCGCCGGUCCUCGACGACGACGUCGCGCAUCGCACGCUGCUUUCAUUAUUGCAGGCCGGGACCGAGGGGUUUGCGGAGGCCUUUUCAAGCGCUGCGAAGGAGGCGGGCGGUUUUGAGAGAUGGGCCGGGUCGAAUCGGGGCGCUUUAGUAUUAGCGGCGCUCGUGCGCGCGCGGCCGGCGACGCGGAAGGAGCUCGCAAAGGUGCGGAAGGGGCUGGCCAAGGCGAAGACGAAGGGUGCUCAGGCGCUCCUUGAAGCUUUGGAUGAGUAAGACUAA
This is a messenger RNA of Pelagomonas calceolata, 2522 nucleotides long. The record is from the annotation of a GenBank genome assembly. Lineage: Eukaryota; Pelagophyceae; Pelagomonadales; Pelagomonadaceae.